Molecule: messenger RNA, 422 nt
Organism: Mustela erminea (ermine)
Lineage: Eukaryota; Metazoa; Chordata; Mammalia; Carnivora; Mustelidae
Product: protein cornichon homolog 4-like
Exons: 1
Coding region: 30-266 (78 amino acids)
Biological process (GO): endoplasmic reticulum to Golgi vesicle-mediated transport
Cellular component (GO): COPII-coated ER to Golgi transport vesicle; endoplasmic reticulum membrane
Source: RefSeq, a predicted model, not a curated record
UAAUUGGCCAUACCAUCGUCACGGUAUUAAUGCUCGUUUCACUGCACUGGUUCAUCUUCCUUCUCAACGUGCCUGUUGCCACUUGGAAUAUAUAUCGGUUCAUUAUGGUGCCGAGUGGGAACAUGGGAGUGUUUGAUCCGAUGGAGAUACACAACCGGGUGCAGCUGAAGUCACACAUGAAGGAAGCCAUGAUCAAGCUUGGCUUCCACCUGCUCUGUUUCUUCAUGUAUCUUUAUAGUAUGAUUUUAGCUUUGAUAAAUGACUGAAGCCCGAGGAGCUGUGCCCGAGUCCGUCUGCAGCGCGCAGCCCGGGAGCCACAGGCGGCCGAACUCCUCCUCAGAACCACAACCAUAGAAGUAUAUUUUUUCCUCUUUGAACAAAAGAAAAAUACUUUUGCUGUAUUUUUACCAUAUAACGUAUUU